UUGCGCAGUCGCAGAUUGCCUUACAAAAUCGGUUAUAACGACAGAUUUACCUGGCAAAUACAGUUGGCAAAAUAGGUUUGUUAUGUGACAUUUGAGUUUCUUCUUUCGUUAAAAAUUAUCAAUGAUGGGAAAGGACUAUUACAAAGUUCUUGGUUUAGCCAAGACGGCAACAGAAGAUGAAAUUAAGAAAGGAUAUCGUAAAAUGGCUUUGAAAUAUCAUCCAGACAAAAAUAAAUCACCAGGUGCCGAGGAAAAAUUCAAGGAGAUUGCAGAGGCAUAUGAUGUAUUGAGUGACAAAGACAAAAAGGAAAUAUAUGAUAAGUACGGUGAAGAAGGUUUGAAAAACGGGCCAUCACCAAGUGGCGGACCCGGAGGCCCUGGUGGAACUUACCACUACGAGUUCCAGGGUGACCCAAGAGAAACCUUUAAAAUGUUUUUCGGUGACAAUGACCCUUUUGCCAGCUUUUUCGGUGGCGGAGGAGGCCAGCCUGGUGGACCUGGGGCACGUGUAUUUCAUUUUGGACCAGGUGGUGGUGGUCAUCAUGAAAAUAUGGAUAUAGACGAUGAUCCUUUCGGUGGUGGAUUUCAUGGGUUCCCAGGGUCAGGGGGACAAGCUGGUUUACCCAGAAGGAAAAGGAAAGAUUCAGCAGUUGUGAGAGAACUUCCAAUAGCGCUUGAAGAUAUCUGUAAAGGUACAACAAAAAAACUAAAAAUUACAAGAAAAGUGCUCAAUGCAGAUGGUCGAACAACAAGAAACGAAGACAAAAUAUUGACAAUAGAUAUAAAGCCUGGAUGGAAAUCUGGCACAAAAGUGACAUUUCCCAAAGAGGGAGAUCAGACUCCAAACAAUAUACCAGCAGAUGUUGUGUUCAUUAUUAAAGACAAACCACAUUCUUCUUUUACCAGAGAUGGUUCUGAUAUCAAAUAUAAAGCAAAGAUUACACUAAGAGAUUCCUUGUGUGGAGCCACAUUACAGAUACCAACCAUCGACGGUAGGAGGAUACCAUUGCGUUUAACGGAAGUGAUAAAACCAAACUCUGUCAAAAGAAUUCAGGGAGAAGGACUUCCACUUCCUAAACAACCCUCAAGGAGAGGGGACCUAAUUAUAGAAUUUGACGUUACUUUCCCUAGUCAAUUGUCACAAAGUGCUAAAGAAAUUCUUUCAGACUGUCUACCACGAUCAUAGAAUAUUAAUUAUUUAAUUAAAGUUAUUAAUUAGAAACUGUGAAAUCAACAAGUCAUUGUUCGAGAAAAUUGUGUCGAUGAACUUGAAAACAUUCUCAUUUUCUAUGUACUAGAAUUUUAUCAUCUUUAAAAAACUAUGAUUCUAGAUAAAAGUUUGUAGUGUUAUCAUUGUUUAUGAUUAUUUAUCUAGACAAGAUGUACGAACCUACAGGGGAUAAGAUAAGUUUUGUAGGUGUAUUUUUCAUGUUCUUUGGAGCACAGCCAGUUAAGUAGUGCGAUGAUUCAUGCAUGUAUUUACAUUAAUACUUUGUACCUAUACAAAAGAAUCAGAAGUUAAAUAGCCAUGAUUAAUUAGAACAUCAUGAACUGGUUUGUAGGGGGAAGUCCAGUUGUGCUAUAAAUAGUGUAGUUGUGACUGUAAUGAAAAGAAAGUUUAACAUGCAUGCAGGAUUAAUUUAUUACUUUAAACAUCAGGAUGUACAUGUUAACUGUAGCAAAUACAGGAAAAAAAUCAGGAUAGGGUCAUGUAAUAUGUGUUAAAUAAAUACAUACAUCUUAUUUCUUUAUUUUUUUGCUUUUUGAAUACAUGUAGGGUUUGAAAGUGAUUAAUGAAAUUUAAAACAUACGUGUACAUGUAUAACUGUACAAGUAUAAAACAAAUGAAGGUCUUUGGAGUUACAUUUGUAUUUUGUUCAAUUCAAUAUUUUAUUUUAUUUCAUAUUGUAUUGUAUUGUAUGAUCUUCCAUUGUAAUAUUAUAUAUGGAUAAUUUAAACUCCCAAAAAGAAUUACUCCUUGUGUAAAAGAAAUAUAAGUUUAAAUUAUCCAUUGUGUGGUGACCAGAUCUACAAAUUUUGUAUCAAGCUGUUCUUUCCCCUAAGGCCAAAACAGAUAACAUUGUUAUGAUUGUAUGGUAGUUUCUUGCAUUAUUAUUAAAAAUUUUGAAUAAUUUAAUUGUUAUACAAUUCAGUCUGGUAAUGUUUAUAAUAAAAAUGCAAAAAGGAUUUUAAAGUACAAUUUUACUAUUUGAAUUUGCAACAUGAUGACACGAACAUGGGUAAACUUAAUAUUAAAAAAUUAAUGACCUGCCAGUGCAAAUAUACAUUUGGUACAUGUACAGUUAUACUUGCAGCUUACUAUUAUAUCAUAUGAGCCUAGCUUAUUUUUCAUUGGCAGAUCCAGGGGGGGGGGGAGUUGGAACCCUACCCCCCUUUUUUUGCCAAUCAAUGCAUUUGAAUGGGGACAUAUAGUUGGAACCCCCCCUUUGUCCUGGGUUGGGAACUCCCCUUUUGAAAAUGGCUGGAUCCGCCCCUGUUGUUGCAGGUUGUAAGAAGAUCUAUUACAGUAGCUUACAUCCAGGUCCUUUCUCUCUGUCAUGUCGGUUGAAUAGCAAUUGAUUGGCAAUUAUUCCACACACAAUUCAGUGCUCCAAUUUUCAUACAUGUAAGGACAUGUAAACUAUGUUAAAGGUCGUAAACUUGUAUUAUUAUAUGAAACUGUUAUUUAGACUUGAUUUAAUUUUUAGAAAAUCACAAGUCUUCUUUUGAAAUUUUAAAGUGUAGUAUGUAAUACUCUCUUAACAAAAUAUUAUGGUAAAGGAACUGUUUAAAUACUAGUCAACUGUAGGUCAUUGUAGUAGCAUUGCCUUUGUUCAGUAUGUAAACUGUCAAAUUAUUUAAAAUUUAAGCUCCUUAUGUCCAUAACCUGGGUAGGUCAGACAAUAAAAUUUAAAUGUCCAUUCAUGCAAUAGUCACAACUUGACUGAAAAUUUUAACGAAGUACCACAAUUAGAUUAAAAUUUGGUUAAUGGCCAUCCUACAUUGUUUAUUAUGUUUUAUAUUGGUAUACAUGGUUAACCUUCCCUUGGAUAAAGAGUGAUGAAUUAUUUCUGAAAGACACUAAAAUAGAUGUUCUUUUUAUAAAGCACCAAAUUUAUCAUUCAUAAAUACUUUUUUCUUUUCCCAAAACAGAUUUUCUGUCUUCAUUCUCUGCAUUCUUGCUAAAAAUAUAUAAAAUGUACUUGUUGAAAAAAGAUAAGUACACUAGUACUAAUAUAUUAACUGUAAAAAUAGCAAAAACCUUUUCUCAACCUUUAAUGAUAAUAGGAUUGAUAAAAGGCAUGCUGCUGUUAAACUUAACAUUUAUUGGGGAUGGCCUUAAAAAAGGAUUGUUCACAAGAUUUGUUGUGUUGCUUAAUUAAGCAGCUUAUAUAAGGAUAAUUGAUGAUAUCUACAAAUGUUUUGUUGUUACAUGUUUGUGUAUGAUUGUUUAGUAGUAUAUGUUGCCAAUAAUAUUGGCGAGGGAGUCGAUGAUGUUAUUGUUUAUGAGUUGGUGUAUAUGUGUGGUUGAGGUAUGCACUUGGAAAAUGAAAAAAUGCAUCUGCGUGAAAUUGCUCAUACUAUUUGCAAUCCAUUAAUAAAAAUAUUAUAUAUUUAA
Molecule: messenger RNA, 3619 nt
Organism: Mytilus trossulus (common blue mussel)
Lineage: Eukaryota; Metazoa; Mollusca; Bivalvia; Mytilida; Mytilidae
Product: dnaJ homolog subfamily B member 4-like
Exons: 3
Coding region: 122-1186 (354 amino acids)
Cellular component (GO): cytosol
Molecular function (GO): protein-folding chaperone binding
Source: RefSeq, a predicted model, not a curated record